Acanthochromis polyacanthus (spiny chromis) is the source of this 7461-nucleotide messenger RNA. It is a transcript of the gene furina, whose product is annotated as furin (paired basic amino acid cleaving enzyme) a. Gene Ontology annotation, molecular function: serine-type endopeptidase activity. The record is from RefSeq and is a predicted model, not a curated record. Gene Ontology annotation, biological process: peptide hormone processing. Bases 564 to 3011 code for a protein of 815 amino acids. The transcript is spliced from 16 exons. Lineage: Eukaryota; Metazoa; Chordata; Actinopteri; Pomacentridae. Gene Ontology annotation, cellular component: Golgi membrane; trans-Golgi network.
UGCCGAGUUCGGUACCACCGGGACCCCCGACACGGCAUCGGGCAGGACGGCCGGUUGUCCUAUUGAUCCCGGUGGCUGUCAGUUGGGAGAGAGAGGGGGGAAUCACACACACACUCAUGCCGAGCUGACGUCGACUGCGCCGCGUCCGGUUUCCGUGGUUGUUCCUGCGGAGUGGAGGAGGAAAAAAAGCUGGUGGUGUCCGCGCUGCUCGCUCGGAGUGAAAUGUGAGGCUCGGAAAAAAUGUUUGCCUGUUGUGGUUGAGAGGUGAGGGAGAGAAAAAGGGAGGGAGGCAACCUGCUAGACGGAGCAGGUCAGCGUCAAGUUUGCGUUAAUCACGGCGGUACAGUUUCAGACAUAUUUGUCAAGCGGAGGAGUCAUCACCGGAUCAGCUCCAGCCGCCGCUCGGAGCCACACUAUGCCUACGAGUUGUCACGGACUGGACGUGUGAGGUGAGCUGUGACUCUUCCCUUCUUUGUCUCUCCGUACACCUGCAUGUACAGUGAGCAGCCCCGGCCCAUCGGAGAGGCGCUGUGCUCAGUGACUGUGCUGCACUAGGAGAACCCAUGGCUUCUGGCCUUCCAUCUCCCUCCGUAGGCCGCUGGCUCAGGCUGCUGGAGUUGCUACUCGGGCCUCUGUUGGUGUUGCUGCUUGCUGGGCUGGGACCACCAGUGCUGGGUCAGAAUGUCUACACCAACACAUGGGCUGUCCACAUACCUGGAGGUCAGGAGGAGGCUAAUCGAAUUGCCAGCAAACAUGGUUUCAUCAACCACGGCCAUGUAUUUGGUGAUUAUUAUCACUUCCGGCAUCGCACAGUGGUGAAGAGAUCGCUGUCAGAUCACAGGGGGACACAAGUUCGUCUACAAAGAGAUCCCAAGGUUACUUGGGCAGAGCAACAAGUAGCGAAACGGAGGAAAAAGAGGGACGUCUUCGCAGGUCCUUUAGAUCCCAAGUUCAGAGACCAGUGGUACCUGUACAACAAUAACCACCGGGACUUGAAUGCCAAAGCUGCAUGGCAGUUGGGCUACACAGGUAAAGGUGUGGUGGUGUCCAUCCUGGAUGACGGGAUAGAGAAGAACCAUCCUGACCUGAUGCAGAACUACGACCCGGAUGCCAGUUAUGAUGUGAAUGACGGCGACCCAGAUCCUCAGCCACGAUACACGCAGCUUAAUGACAACAGGCAUGGAACAAGAUGUGCAGGAGAAGUGGCAGCAGUAGCCAACAAUGGGGUCUGUGGAGUCGGUGUGGCCUACAAUGCAAAGAUUGGAGGUGUGCGCAUGCUGGACGGUGAGGUGACCGACAUGGUGGAGGCCCAGUCUCUCAGCCUGAAUCCCCAACACAUCGACAUCUACAGCGCCAGUUGGGGUCCCGAGGACGACGGCAAAACUGUGGACGGACCUGCCAAGCUCGCCAAAGAAGCCUUCCUGCGUGGAGUUACAGAGGGUCGUGGCGGUUUGGGCUCCAUCUUUGUGUGGGCUUCUGGGAACGGUGGAAGGGAGAAGGACAGCUGUAACUGCGACGGAUACACCAACAGCAUCUACACCCUGUCCAUCAGCAGCUCCACGCAAAACGGCAACGUCCCCUGGUACAGCGAGGCGUGCUCCUCCACCCUCGCCACCACCUACAGCUCGGGCAACCUCAACGAGAAACAGAUAGUGACUACAGACCUCAAAUCAAAAUGCACAGACUCCCACACAGGCACCUCUGCUUCCGCCCCGCUGGCUGCUGGGAUCAUCGCUCUCGCCCUCGAGGCUAAUAAAAACCUGACCUGGAGGGACAUGCAACAUCUGGUUGUACGAACCUCUCACCCUGCCCACCUGCUCACCAAUGACUGGAGAACCAAUGGUGUUGGCCGCAAAGUUAGCCAUUCAUAUGGAUAUGGUCUGCUUGAUGCCAGUGCAAUUGUGUCACUGGCAAAGACAUGGACCAGUGUGGGGACACAGAGAAAAUGUGUAAUCACCAUGGUCAGCGAGCCAAGGAACAUUGGCAGCCAUUUAUCUAUUAACAAGAGUGUGGACGCCUGCAUCGGGUCAGACAGUCAUGUGACCUCAUUAGAGCACGUCCAGGCCCGGCUGUCCCUGUCCUACAACCGGAGGGGGAACCUGGCCAUCCAUCUCAUUAGUCCUUCCGGUACACGCUCCACUCUGCUCCACCCCAGGCCUCAUGACUUCUCAUCGGAGGGUUUUAAUGACUGGGCUUUCAUGACCACCCACUCCUGGGAUGAGAACCCCACUGGGGCGUGGACACUGGAGAUUGAGAACGUGGCUGGUGCCAGUGACUAUGGCACUCUAACCCAGUUCGUCCUGGUGCUGUAUGGUACUGGCUCAGCAUCUUCUAGCUCCUCUGAGAAGUCCCAGCCUCUCAAUGGCAACUGCAAGACCUUGGAUCUGAGGCAGAUAUGCAUCGAGUGCAACGGCGGCUACUACCUCUUUCAGCAGGGCUGUGUGAAACGAUGUCCACCGGGCUUCUCGGUGGGCUCCCAGCCCGUCAACUACACAGUGGGAAACUCCAUACCACCAGCUUCCGUCCCCGCCUGCCUGGCUUGCCCACCACCCUGCCUGACCUGCAGCAGCCUCAGCCCUCAGGCCUGCCUGUCCUGCCCUCCUCACAGCUCCCUGGACGCCGUCUCUGGAACCUGCCUGCACCUCAACCAGUUCAUGCGCGAGACCACUGGCAGCUUCAUGGUGGGCCAGGGGAGCUCGAGAGCGCAGCUUCCGCUCAGCUCUAAUCUGCCCAUCACCAUCGCCGUGCUCAGCUGCGUGGCCAUCAUCGCCACCUUCGCUGGCAUCUUCCUCCUGCUGCAGCUGCGUUCAGGCGCACUCAUCAAGCUGCCCUCUCUGGAGGCUGGCGGUGGCCUCGGGGGCAGCUUCAGCCUUGGGGGAAAUAGGGUGGUGUCGUACCGUGGCAUCCCGACAGUGUGGGGGGAUGACGGGGUAAAUACAGACUCCGAAAACGAAGAGUUUGACGUCCAAAAUGAGAGGACUGCCUUUAUCAAAACACAAAGUGCUCUUUAAUGCCUCCCACACAUCCUUCUUUCUCUCCUGCUUUUAAAAUCCUCUCACCCCCUUUUGUCUGAUAAUUCAGGGCUGUGGUAACUGUCCUUUCACAGUCUUUCCUGGUUUUAUCUCUCGUUCAUUUUUUUCUUUUCUUUUCACUGUCUUAUCGGAUUCUCAUCUGAGCCCUGUAUUGGGAUCUGAUCUUCCACUCUGCUGUGGGAGACCUGAUGGGAAGCUGCUGUCUCUCAAAGCUCGGGAAGGCCUGAGCUUUGCUCUGUUCACACUUGGGCGCAUUUCUAUUAAACUGGCUCUCUCCCUCCUCUUGCCCUCAAUCAUGAACAGUGUCUGUCUGUGCAGAGUCCAUUUUCCCCUCCAGCUCUAGCUCCUUUUUGUUACAGUAAACAAAUGAUUAUUAUUUGCUUUCUUCCUUUUUUCCCUCCUCUUUCCAUUAGUCUCAGUGCAGUAGCCAGACGAGAUUGUUGAAUGUGAGUAGUGAAGUGUGUGUGUGUGUGUGUGUGUGUGUGUGUGUGUGUGUGUGUGCGCACAUGUCUGAGUGAAUUGUGUGUGUGAAUGUGAGCGUGUAAAUCUGAUGAACAGUGUAGUGCCCUUUAUAGAGAAGCUUAAGCGGGUCCUGUCAUAUUUAGUAUUUUAACGAUACAAUGAAAACAAAAAUUGUAUUAUGAGGCAUGAAAUCCAAUUUGGAAACAUUUUUUCUCUCUCCCCAGAGUGACACAAACAUGUGAAAUCUGUUCAGAAUAGACCACUUAACUGUAAUGAUUCACAUUUUUUACGUGCAUUUUUAAAUGCACAAAUUAAAAACAUAAUAGUUGAUAAAGAAAUGUGCUGACUUGAGUCGUUUCGAAUUACACGCCACCAAUUAGACAAACAAAACAGACCGAGCGCUUCCUGGAUAUGCCAUCUGUGACAUCUUUGUUUUUAUGACGAUACAAUAGUGCUAUUUACUUUUAGAAGACUCUUUCUUCCAUGCAGUCGCUUUUCAAAACCAGUACAGUUAUUGUUCCUUUUGUACACAUGAUGUGUAAUGACCUUUUCCAUCUCUGGAAAAGCAAACUGUGAGUCACUCAACGAGCGACAGCUGCCUCUAGCCUUUUCGGAUCCCAGAUGAACUGAACUUCGUCUGGUUUUAAAAUUUGGACCAUCACAUGGAAUGGUUUAGGAAACAGAGAAAUGAUAAGAAAACAGGUCAGAUGAUCAACCCUGAGGCACACUCCCUUCCAGACCUAUUUAACUUCUUCAUCUGACGUGCUCCCAGCUCUGAUGCUGAUGAGGCCAGUACAACGUGUGACUGUUGAGCACAAUAGUGUUUCAUAGCAGCUGGCAGGUGUUGAGUUACCUGUGACUGAUUUCUUGACAGAGCAGACACAGUAACAAUACAUCAAGGCUUUCCUUUUGGCAGAGCACAUCAACACUACAAACACACUCAUAUCUUAAUGAUUGAAAGUUAGCGUGUGUGUGUGUGUGUGUGUGUGUGUGUGUGUGUGUGUGUGUGUGUGUGUGUGUGUGUGUGUGUGUGUGUGUGUGUGUGUGUGUGUGUGUGUGUGUGUGUGUGUGUGUGUGUGUGUGUGUGUGUGUGUGUGUGUGUUGCAUGUGAGGAUGAGAAAUGUUUAUCUGCCCUCUGAAGUGAAGGUUUUCUGUUUCCUCCUUCAUCUCACAGCUUCUGCUCUCCUCUUCAAAUGUUGAAUAUUGUUUUUAAAAAUCCUUCAUUGAGACUCCUCAUCUCAUCAGCCUCUCUGCACUUACCCUCCAGUCUUCAUCUAAUCUGAAUUUCAGAUUAUGUCUUCGGCGUGCUUGCCAAUUAAUUAUAUUCCGAAUGAUUCUGCAGCAAACUAUUUAUUCGGAGAGAUUUUAAUCACACCUUUAGGGAAGAUUAUUUUAAAAUGAUAAUUCCUCCCAGGCUGGUUAUCAUCUGAAAUACGCAUCUCAUUAUUUAAUCCAGUGUAGCCAUUUUUGAUUCCACUGAUCGCUUUUGUUGAAAUUAUUAUUUUUUAAUUUCCACUACAAAAACGGUGGAGCUUGCUGAGAGAGGUUGUCAUGGUGAUGACGUGCAUAGAAAACCGCAGCUGCUCACCCUUUUAUCUACCUCUCAUAUCAUUCAGCAAGGUUUCAUACGCUGUUAGAGGAGCUGAUAAAUGAUUAUAGAGGUCAAAUUAUAUGUAGGUUAGAUAUGAAGAUGCUUCUUGGGAAAGAUUUUGGACGAUGUGCAAGUUUAUGAGAAAAACAAGCGAUUGCCAUUCAGAAACUGUAAAGCUGCUGCGUAAAUCCUACUCUCCCGGAGCUCCUAUCACCCCUAAAAAUUUAUUGCCUUUAGGAUCAGCAUUCAUGUGCAGUCACACCUGGGCUUUAAACCUGUUACAGAAAUAGAAUGUGUAGAACAAUAGUCCAUAGAUCUUGUUGGUCAGCAUUUAAGUGCCAACGCAAUCUAGAACUGUUGGGGGAGUUUUGUUUUUCAUCUCUACCCACGCAUCUCCUCGUGGAAUUGCAACCUUUCUUUGUUCUUAAGUUUCUGACAAUCAAAAAUGUUUCCUUCUUUUGAGGGCAGAAAAGUGCAGAAGCACGCAAGAAAAUGUAUUUUAAUUUUUAAUUUAACCACUUGUGGUAGAAAACCUUCACGAAAGUUAUUGUUCAUGAAUAUGCAGAAUGCCAUUUAAAUUGCAAAUGCUCAUUCAGAAGUCAAAUGUUUAUUCAGAAAAAGAAAAUUAACUAGUUAAAGCUGCAAAGAAUAAUGAUUUUCAAUCUAAUACCUGCCAAAAUUCCUCUCGUAAAGGACGCAGGAAGAUUGGCAUGUAUGCUCUCAAACACAGCGCUGAGCCAGGAAGCUUAAUUCAUCUCAGAUGGCUGGUGCAGGUGUAGCACAUUUGGCUUACUGCGGCGGUUUCUGCAUUGGAAGCCAAUCCGAGAAUGUGGAUUUGGAGAAAAUGCCCUCAAAAGGAACAGAGCUAGUGUGGCGAGUGUGUGCUGCAGGGGUUUGUGUGAUGUACAUUAGUGCCUACUGCCAUUUAGGCUCUGAUUAGUCCCAGUUUAAGGAGGGUGCUAAUUUGAAAAUGUAAUAACUUCAGCCUCAGACUUGAGUCACAAAAUCUUAUUGACUUCCCAGCUUGGUGAGAAGUGUGUAAACAACAGAUAAUGGACUAAUGCAGCAGCAAAAUUGCUUCCAUAAACUAUUUUCUUCAACUGUGGACGCUUAAGAGUCUGCUUCUUUUGAAGAACUAUAAUGUGAGACUUUGACCAAUUUGUUGCAAUUACUGCGGCCUAAUUGAUUCUCAGUCUAGUCUGCGUUAUGCACCGAGCAUUUUCUCUCUCUGAAGAUUUACACAGCUUCCCGGAAGAAUAGCUUCUCGUGAAAUGCAGCAUUUUGGGAUGUUGAGACAAGUUUCUGUGGCCCCAUGAGUGCACACACACAAAAUGAUUUAUUCAUCUUAGCUUGAUGUUGUAUUCACUACAGCCAGAAAACUUUCAGCUGAUGAACCCGCAGCUCUGCGCAUUCAAGUGUUCAACUUUUAAAAUCAUGAAUGCAGGCAGCGUUAAGGAGCUGGUGCUUCCAAAGCACAGGAGUUGCGGAAAACCAUUAGCAGCCAGCUCAUUCCUUUCACCGCAAGAAUGUGAUAGAAACUACACACUAAAAAAGAAGAAGUUCUCUAAUUGUGCCAGAAAGCAGCUCGUAAUUAAAAGACGACCACUGGCAAUGAUGCGAGAAGCCUUUUAUAAAGAGAGGACUUGCUCGUGGGCCACAACAGAGUCUUGUCUUUAUGUGGCUGAUUUGUUUCAUGGGGAGCUCAGUGUUGCUCCAGCCCUGCUUUAGGAUGUAGUCUGAAGUGAUCGAUAUGAAGUUGGAUGGAGUUAAUAGGAGCAAUAUCUUUGGCAUAACCAAAGACAAUCAUUUUAAUGCUGUCUGUUUCGUAUUACGACGUGUUGCUUUCAGGUUGUCACAGUCCAUCGGCCCCCUCACUUGUCCUCAAAGUGUUUUGUUGAAACCUUUCCAUUAUCUCAGCCUUUCUGAAGAUCUGCGGCGACACCUUGUAUGUUUAGCAGCUGUGGAGGGAGGAGGUAGAAUGUAUCCCAUCGCCAUUAACUUAAGGGCUGAAUCCGAUCUGCGCGCGUCCGUUCGUGCACAUGCUUGUUAAGUAGAAAUGAAACACUUUGCGAUGGAGGGGCGGUAAGUGGAGCAGCCUCGGUCGACUCCGUUGACUUCCUCCCGCCUCUUCACGAGGUUCCUGACCUGUGGCUGCACACAGUACCUUACAGAUUCGUGACCUAUGAUUAAUGUACAAGAAUGACUAUCUUACGUGGGACAUAACUCUAAAAUAAGGCCUAUUUUUGUACUAUAUGAAUGGUGCAGUGUAAUUUUCUUGUAAUUUAAAGAUUUUUUUUUGCUCUUGUUUUCUCCUUUUUAUUUAAUUGAUGUCAAUUAUAGAUUCUACUAAAAAAUAAAGAUCUAUGCAAAUUUGAA